AUGCGAAACGUCACAACCGCCCAGAGUAGUCACGUCGAAUCUACGCCUGUAUUGUUGCAGACAGGCCGAGUUUGGGCAGAGUCUGGAGACCGACGACUACUCGUGCGGAUACUGCUGGACAGCAGCAGUCAGCGCACAUACAUUCGUGCAGACGUGGCAAAGAUACUUAAGUGCUCGGUCGUGGGUAAUGAAGAGCUCUCUCUCGUCACAUUUGGUGGCUCCAAGUCACGAAGACGAAUUUCUGCAGAGCGUGUCAAUGUGCGACUCCGCAGCCAGUUCGGCGCCUCAGCAGUAACUCUGGAAGCCUUAACGAUUCCGGAAAUUUGUUCUGUAACAAGCCCACCGCUCGACCCCAACAUUUUGUACCUGCUCGGCGAACGGAAGUACAACGUGGCCGACAGCUUUCAACGAACCACAUGGCAACCAGAACAAAUAAGUGUCCUCAUCGGGUCCGACGCCUAUUGGCAAGUUACCACAGGGAAAAUCGAUCGCAUCAGCUCGACUAUAACAGCAAUCGACACUACCUUUGGGUGGAUGGUGCAAGGCCCUAUGACGUCCGACUUUCGUUCCCCAACAAGUGCAUUAUUUGUCGCGCUUGAGAAGUCUGACUCGGAGAACAUCGACGUGUCAUCAAUGUGGCGUCUGGAUGCCAUCGUGAUCGACGAAACAUCUUCACGGACCCUAGAGAGCGACCCCCACAUGUCUGCAUUUAAGCAAGGAAUUUCGAAACAAGAUGGCCGUUACCAAGUGCCGCUGAUGGUCAAGCCACCAGGGUUACCAUCCGGAAGCAACAAUCGCCGAUUAGCCGAACGUCGACUGCGAAUGCAGAUCAACCGGUUCCGAGAGCAGUCGUCACUGCUAGAAAAAUACGACCAAGCAAUUUCGGCUUAUUUCAACGAUGGACAUGCGGAGAAGGUACAAGACGAGCAGCCGCUCAAGGACAACGUCUACUACAUGCCCCAUCACGCCGCGGUUCGUCGCGAUGCUGUUACGACGAAGCUUCGUGUCGUAUUUGGUGCGUCAUCGCACGAAGCCGGUCAUGUUUGCCUUAACGACGUACUCUCGAAAGGCGUGAAACUUGGUUCGGACGUCAUCCAGCUUCUACUGAAUUUUCGCUGCCACUCUGUGGUUCUCGCCGCCGACAUAAAGAAGGCAUACCUGCAGCUUCUUAUUCGGCCUCAAGACCGAGACCUUCUGCGGUUUUUGUGGCUGGAAAGGUUGCCAACUAAAGAAGAGCCUAUGCCACCCGUUACGACGUGGAGAAUGACGAGAGUUCCCUUUGGAGCCGCGUCAAGCCCGUUUAUUUUGGCCGCUACGCUUCGACACCACUUAUCGUCAUGUAGGCAGAAUUAUCCAACCACAGUAUCCCUGUUAGAACAGGCUUUCUAUGUGGAUGACCUUCUUGUUGGACUACCCACCGCCCAGGAGGCAUUAAAGGUGUAA
Molecule: messenger RNA, 1443 nt
Organism: Rhipicephalus sanguineus (brown dog tick)
Lineage: Eukaryota; Metazoa; Arthropoda; Arachnida; Ixodida; Ixodidae
Exons: 1
Coding region: 1-1443 (480 amino acids)
Source: RefSeq, a predicted model, not a curated record